AUGGUACACAAUUGUUUGAGGAAGGAGAACGAGCAGUUGCUGAACAGUCUGAACGGCAGCAGCAACAGCAGGCAAACAGGGAACAAGAUGAUGAGGUAUCGCAGCCACAACUAUCACACCACAAGCGAGUCUAGCAGCAACGGAUCGCCAAGAUUUGUCUCUGAAUCUGACGACGUGGAUGUGAUUGGCUGCGGAUCGUCUCUGACGUCAUCGCUCUGCGUCACACCCGUCCAAUCAGAUGAGGGGGGAAGCGAAGCUCUUAUGACGUCACUGAAAUCCAUCGAUUACGUCGGAGCGACUGUGAAGAUGGACGACAGAGGACUGCGAUUGUAA
Molecule: messenger RNA, 333 nt
Organism: Helobdella robusta
Lineage: Eukaryota; Metazoa; Annelida; Clitellata; Rhynchobdellida; Glossiphoniidae
Exons: 3
Coding region: 1-333 (110 amino acids)
Source: RefSeq, a predicted model, not a curated record